Cadophora gregata is the source of this 2382-nucleotide messenger RNA. RefSeq lists its product as uncharacterized. NCBI's taxonomy places the organism in Eukaryota, Fungi, Ascomycota, Leotiomycetes, Helotiales, Ploettnerulaceae. The coding region runs from base 1 to 2382 and encodes 793 amino acids. The transcript has a single exon. The record is from RefSeq and is a predicted model, not a curated record.
AUGAUAUCCCACAGCCUUAUUACCACAUCGUGUGGAAUUCGUCUACUUAUGGACACCAACCAUCUAAGCUUCGUCCGUCAGCUCUAUCUAGCUCUCGAAACAGCCAACUUGUUUAUUCUGAAUGGAUUUGGCUGGGGCACCUGCAGCGCCGUUGCCGCUGCCUUUACCCCCGGCCCGAGGUUUCUCGACGUCCCAUGGCUUUUGUGGCUGAUUGCUAUCACUUGCGGACCACUGAGCUCGUCGCUGCUACCGCAAAGAAUCAGGAGGAACCUCAAGCUGAAUUACAGGACAAACCUCACCAAGCCCCGGAGCUGGGCACUUGUCACUCUUCGGACUGCGGGCUAUCUUUUCGCUCGUAUCUGGUUGAGUCGACCGGAGUCUAUUCUUCAAAGACUUGCUCCGACUCCAGGUCAUUCACUCUCCCCCCUAUCAACCACCAUUAACUCAGCUCUCGAGAUUAUAUUGCUCUGGUCAACUCCUCGUUCAGGGUUUUCGUUCCACCGUCGCGUCAUGACGACACCAAUCGAGGCGCUCGUCACGAGCGGGAAGCACCCUGAGGUUGAGUCUUUCAUCCAGGAAGCGCAUUUGGCAUGCCAUAUGAUCCAAUACGAGUAUCAUCCUAUCAAAGACCCUAGGACCAUUCGACUUCUCAGAAUCCAGAAAACCGAACUUGGAGUAUCUUGUUCUUUGGAGACCGUGUCUCUGAAGACGGCCCCAGCAUACUGGGCUGUCUCGUACUUAUGGGGCUCGUCCGAGACAACACACGCAAUAGUACUUUCCUGUACAAAUUCUUCCGAGAAGCGACAGCUUCCCGUCAACUUCAAUUGCGCUGCUGUGCUCAAACUCCUCGUCCCUCUAACGCAUGUACCACGAUAUAUUUGGAUAGACGCGAUCUGUAUCAACCAGAAAGACGACGCCGAGAAAGAAACGCAAGUUCCGUUGAUGACUGACAUCUACUGUGGUGCAACGCAAGCCGUAGGCUACAUCGGAGAUGAGUCUGCCCAACUUAAGGAGGACUUUCUUCUGCGCCUCAUCGACUACUGCAAUCACAAAGCAAGCGAUGACGUGCUACAAUUCGCUUCUCUGGGCUCUCCGGAGGAGUGGCGAGCGCUACAGCUCUACUACGAGAGCCAAUUUUGGAUGAGGGCGUGGAUCAUCCAGGAAAUUGUCCUCUCGAAAAAUCUCAUUUUCGUCAAUUCGGCAGGGACCUUCUCCUGGCAACAGUUCAGCGAUACGGCCAUGAAGCUCUCCGAAGAGCUCAUCGUCUUCGAACGAGAGGAGAAUGUUUGGCCCAGUUUCGAAGUGUUUCUCGUCCUCAUUGCCGAGCUUGCAAUGAGCGUCGGUCUCCUCAAGAAACAGCUUGCAAACACAGAUCGUUCUCAAUGGCCAACAGUUGCCGAGCUGUUGGACAAGUGGGAUCUAUUGUCGGCAACAAAUCCACGCGAUCAGAUAUACGCCAUGCUCGGUCUCUGUUCAGAUUGGCACGACCCAGCAUUGAGCCCCAAUUACAGAAACACAACCACCAAUCAGAACAUCUACACAGAGGUUGUCGCUUAUUAUCUUCGACAAGGCUCGAUCCGCCCACUUCUCGCCGCUGGGCUGGCGUACAGGGAUAAAGAUAGUAUGCCUAACCUACCGUCGUGGGUUCCCGACUUCUCUGCACCCGUCAAGCAAAGACGCAGGGGAAAUUGGAUGGCAGAAGAGGACCGCAACGUAGUCUGCCGUCUGGACCAACAGCGUCAAACGGCCACCAAUGUGCUCCACGUUUGCGCCAUCAUCGUGGACUUCGUUGCCUCGACCAGCGACAGCGUGCCACAGUCUGGCCACGGCAACCCCGGCGUCCACGGCGACGCGCAGAGCAAGCAGACGGUUGAUGGCUACCUGGGCGUCUACGACAAGACGCUGCAGAUGGCCACCAGUUGCGAGCAGAACCCCUAUCGUAUGAGUCGCGGGGAGGCACAUUGGCGUACCAUGCUGCUUGACUGGUUUCAGAGCGAGUCGCCCGCGCCGCCGGCAGCAGGAGAGGCGCUGAAGCAGACCGUAGAGCAACUCCGAACCGUGGCUCGGAACGAUGGCAAAGGAUACAACGGUGGGAUGCGGAAGCGGUUACGGCCCAAAGGUGGCAUCAAGUCGGCGAAGCCCGGCGCUUUCCAUUGGUUUGCAUACGAGUUUGCCCUCACUCGUGGAGGCUACAUGGCGUGGGUGCCGCCUGGGACGCAUGAGGGAGACGCCAUCUGCUUCUUUCCUGGCUGUCGAACGCCCUUUGUUCUGAGGCAGACACAAGAGUUGAAUGCGUUUAACUUGGUGGGUGAUGCUUACUUGCAGGGCUGGAUGCACGGCGAGGCACUGAGUGUCGGGAGGAAGUGGAUUCAGUUGGUAUAA